GAGAAGUCAACAAAUAAACGUCGCCCCUCAAAAAGAAAAAAGAAAAAAAAGAAACAGUCUCUCUCUCUAGAUAUUUUUUUUUGGGAGAACGUUUUCUCUCUCUAGAUUUGAGCGUAGGGAUAAGGUAAAAUGGGGUUUUCACAUUCCACAAUUCUUUCUCUCUCUUUCUCCCGUCUCUCGUCAAAAUCUCGGUUCUUCUUUUGAUGUACAUUAGAGAGCACCACAAAGUUUCUUCUUCUUAACCUUCCACCGCCGCCGACGACGACGAACGUUCGUCCUCCCCUCCGACCGUUUCGCCGGGCGGUGAAGGUGAGAGAAGAAGAUUCUUUGAAUAUAUAUAUAUAUAUAUUUUAUUUUUCGAAUUUCCUCAAUUCUUUUCCUUUUCCUUUGUUUUUUUUUUUCCCUUUUAGAUAUCAAAUUUAAAACGUAGGAUUAUUCCUCCUUUUUAUUGUUUUUAUUUUUGGUGUACCUUCUAGAGGAAGAGGGGUUUCUCUAGAUAUGGAUGCGAUUUCUUCGUCAACGCAAUUGGUGGUGUCGGCUGGGGCGGCAGCUGAUGUAGCCGAGGGGGCACAAAACGGUGUCGUGAUGGGUAAAGAUAAGGAGGCGGCGGCGGCGGCGGUGGCUGCAGCCACCGCUCCGCUUCCUGCUUACCUGUCAAUGGUAGAUCCUUUUUUGGUGGAGGCGCUUCAGAAUCCUCGUCAUCGGCUCACAAUUCUGCGGAUGGAACUCGACAUACAGAAGUUCAUGCAGAACUCUGAUUUGCAGCAAUUUGAGUUUCCGCAUUUUCCAACUUCUUACCUUCGUCUGGCAGCACAUAGAGUUGCUCAGCACUAUGGUCUGCAGACCAUGGUAAAGGAUAAUGCAGUUGAUGGAAUGGGAAUUCGGAUUGUAGCCCGAAAACAAGCUGCAAGCAAGAUUCCUACUGUCUGUUUAUCUGAUGUACCAGCUAAACAACUUGAGAAUGACAAAAAUGAACAAGUUAAAAUUGUGAUUAGGUCUAGGCCCAACAGAGCAUCCUCAGAUGAGACUGGUGAAUCAGGUUUAAAACGUAAUUCUGUGAGAACGGUCGAAGAAAGGAAGGAAGAGUAUGACAGGGCACGUGCUCGCAUUUUUAGUGGUCCUGGGGGUUCGGAAUCUACACCUCAGGUGCCUCCCAGUGGUAAGAGUACAUGUUCGAGCUCGGAGGACAAUGAAACUUUGAAGAACUCCAUCUUGGAUUUAGACAGGAACUAUGGUAGUGUGGAGAACAGUGCAACCUCCAGGGUAGCCAUUUUAAGGGACCGGGAGAAGGAUAGAACAGAUCCAGAUUAUGAUCGAAGUUAUGUAAGGUAUGUCAAGUAUGCACCUAGCAAUCAAGUCUUCAACGUGGCCCCUUAUGUGCAAAAGUUCCAGCAUCCAUAUGUGCAAUAUGAUGCUGUUUUGCCUCAGUUAGGUCAGAUGCCUGGCACACAAGCUUCCCUAAACUACAGGAGCCCAGUGAUGAAUCCUUACUGUGCUGUUGGAUUAAAUCAAGCAUCGAGGGAUGCAGUAUACAUGCAAUGGCCCACUCAGUCUAUGAUGUAUGCACAAUCAUAUGGUCAACUUAGACAUGCUGUUUUUCAGGUAUACAUGCCGUUCUUCUAUGAUCUUUGACUUUUUUGUAAAAAAAAAUAUGAUUGUCUUGAAUAAGACUGUACGGAAUUUCAAAAAUCACUUCUAGAUUUGAAUUUAUGAGGUUUGGCUAUAAUCUGUGCUGUAUUAGUUUUUUCCCAUUCAUAUUUAUCCCUUCAAAUUCACUUCUUACAGUGCCCUUUUUUCCCAUGGUAAUGCCAUCUAAACCAAAGAGAAUAGGUUCUAGGUUAGAUUGCUGAUUGAGAUGAGCUGCCUGCUUAAUAAGCAACAUAUGUUUGGACAGGGCUGUUUUGACUACAAUAGAAUGAAUUUGAAAUUCAGAGUCACCCAUUAUGGCAACAUCUCCUUGUUUAGUCUUUGAUCUGCCUAUGAGAUUGAUUUUAUUUAUUUUGUAUGUCAUUAGUUUCAGUAAAUGAUGCUAUGAGUUCUUUCCUUAUUUCUUAUUCAAUACAGCAGGUUGAUAAUUUAAGUUAAACGAUUUUCUUCUUGGUUAUGUAUCUGUCAGAGGCUUUAUUCUGAAUAAAGAUUUGGUUAAGUCACACUGAUUGGCUGGUUAAAUGUUAAUUGGUACUAUAUUUUGUUGUGAGGGCUCAAGCAAAAUCACCCAAAGACGGGGGUGUGUUGGGGGUUGUUGGUUUGGGGCUGACAAUACUAUCUUAGAGCUAGGAAGGCAUCUUAGCAACUAGCCGUACCCACAGAUAAUUAUUGCAUUGUGUUGACAGAAUGUUUUAACAUGAUAUAUUUUGAGUUUCAUUUCUCUGGACAUCUGACUUGUAACUUCCUCUUUUUUCCUCGAUUUCUUGCAGGCUCCAUAUUGCCAGCAGCCUUUGAGUUUUGAUUACUCCCAGAAUUAUUCAUAGUAGAAAACUUUUAGAUGGGAUUUUCUUAAUUUACUCAUUUCUUAGGUUGAGUAAGACUGCAAACUUUGUAUUUGGAAUGAGAACUCUUCUUUGUUGUUGUCGAACACUAGUGCAAGGAUCUUAAAAUAUUGUAGAAGUUACUUUGGUAUAUGUUACUUUGGUAUAUGUUGUUUGUAGUAGAAGCAGAUAAGACUUUAUCCCUUUGCUAUUAAACUUCUUAAUAUUUAUCAUCUUGGGUAUAAAAUUUGAUUAAUAUUGUAUCAAAAAAUUUCACUUAUGACAUAGGUGGUGUGAUCUAGCUAGUUUCACUUAUGAGAUAGAAGAAAUUCGAGAGAAGGUAAGUCUUCUAAUAUAGCACCUGAUUAUUGUAUCAUUUGGAAC
Oldenlandia corymbosa var. corymbosa is the source of this 2852-nucleotide messenger RNA. NCBI's taxonomy places the organism in Eukaryota, Viridiplantae, Streptophyta, Magnoliopsida, Gentianales, Rubiaceae. The record is from the annotation of a GenBank genome assembly.